AUCGCCGAGCCGAGCCGUACCGUGCAGCAGGCACAAGCCGCUGGGCGCGCAGGAGAAGCCGCAAAAAAUUACAGCAGCCGCUACUUGAAACUGCAAGGAGAGCAGAGGGAGCGUCGGAACUUCGGUGUGCACGAGGCCAGAGAUCCAAAAUGGGAGGCAAGCUCAGCAAAAAGAAGAAGGGAUACAACGUAAAUGAUGACAAGACCAAAGACAAGGAUGCCAAAGCAGAGGGGGCCUCUGCUGAGGAGAGCGAAGCACCGAAAGACAACAAAGACGAGGUCCCGGCUGCCACCGACGCUAAGGAGGUAGCAAAUGACACAGCGGCCAAGGAGGCGCCGGCAGCAGACGCUGCAGCGCCCAAAGAGGAGGAAAAGAAUGCCACUCCUGCUGCGAAGGAGCCUGAGAAACCUGCUGCCAACGCUGAGCCGAAAACUGAGGCGCCCAAGAGCGCAGAGCCCGCCAAGGCUGAGGAGAAACCAGCUGCCGCUGCCCCGGCCAAAGAAUCGGCCCCUGCCGCCAAGGAGCCUGAGGCCAAGGCCGCGGCACCCGCCCCGGCGGCUGAGAGUAAAGAUGAGGCCGACGCCAAAAAGACUGAGGCCCCCGCGGCACCAGCAGCCAAAGCCGAGGCGGCCCCCGCUGCCUCCCCUGACCCCAAGCCCACAGAGGCGGCUGCGGCUCCCGCACCGGCAAAGGAGGCCGCCGCAGCCCCUAGUUCAACACCAGCCGCCGAGCCUCCCGCCAAGGAGGCGAACGCCACAGAGGCACCAAGCAAGGAUCAAACCGUAGCAGUUCAAGAUUAAUGGACAGCUUCUUUUCGGAAAUGAAAAAUAAAGUACCUAACUCAACGACGAUGACGAUUAAAAAAGAUGAAAUUAACUAGCCCACCCAUAUUAUGAUAAUAACAAUAAUAAUAAUAAUUGUAAUGAUACUGAUUUGUUGAUUGAGGAGGACUGGAGCAACCACCUGGAGAAGUUUCCCACCGCUGCAGAUGAUUAUUGCUAUUAUUAUUGUUAUGUUUUAUUCUAUUUUUUUCAGCUGUAGUAUUUGAACUUUGAUACGAGUCUGUCGGCCAUACGCCUCGCCAUCCCACAUCCAUCAUCCCUCUCCCUCAUACAGUCAAGAGGUUUAGCCUGACUCCCAUCUCAGCUCACAGUAGGUCUGCGUUCAAACAUUCACCGGCACCCUCGGCUCUGUGGACGGCACUAUAUCAAAAUUUGGGGGAAUGGGACAGAGGGAAGGAGGGGGGUUGAGAAAUCUUUGUACCAGCUGGACUUCCAUUGAAUCUGUCCACUCUUCAUCCUCCUCUUCAGAGAUUCAUGCUCUCAGCUUUGGCCCGGUACCUCCAAUUUUUCUUUGCCGUGGAAGUGUGGCUGUGCCCUUUUUCAACCCAUCCUCCCCCAACUUUUUGGAAUCGUUGGGUUGUGUUGCUACCCUUUUUCCUCUUGUGGUGACAUGCCACUUUCUCUGCACGGCGAAAACUGAUAGGAACCUUCAAAUCGAGUUUAACUUUAUUGUGAGGACUGAGAAUGUUCAGUCUUUCUAAGACAUUUCAGGGCUUGAAAAAAGGCUGGCUUUGCAGAGCAAACAUUCUUAGACGUGUAAAACAAGUCGUAGGAAUUUUUCAGAUAAACUUCUAGAUUUUGUACUGAAACCCUUAGCUAUAUUGUAAGUGAACUAAGUGGUUUUUUAACAUUUGUAAUACACUUAUAAAAUCUGCAAAGCCUCGCUGAAAAGAUCUCUGCAGUGUUCUUAGAAAGUCUGAUAGAAAUCUCUGAUCCCCCGUCCAAAUCUGAUGACAAAUUUUUAAAAGACAUAUCUACUGCUGACCUGGGUGAAACAGACUUUACAAUCAUGCCUUAUUAGAGUUGGUUUGAUCUUGCUUAGAAGACCAAAUUGGUGACGUUUACUGCUUCAACAAGAGACGUCAUGAGUUUGACUCUUUUCUGUGAUUGUUGUCGGUUUCGAGACUGUGUUGCUGGAAAAGUUGCAUUCUUGAAAGUAGACAUACUUACAUAUAGUGUAAGUAAAAGUCCUACAUUCUGCUUAAGUCAAGUAAAUAUACUUAAGAAGUGAAAGUAUAUUGUGGAAGUAUAUUGAUAUAGUGGACAGUGAUGGAAAGUGUUAACAUGUGCUUACCACAUUGCAUUUGAAAAGAAAAUCACAGGAUGAGAGGAAAACCUCCUAAAAUGCCAAUUUCUGGGAUUUUACAAUUACAUUUGGGAAUGAAAUAAUGAAAUUAUUGGAAAUAUUUGGAGAUUCUCUUGUUUCCAGAUCAUUUAAAGCACUGCAUGCUUAUAUCUCAGCCAACAUUUGUAUGUGGGGCCUUUGUGGGUAGAAAAUGUGCUGAAAAACUGGCCCUUUAUGGGAUAUGUUGAAGAUUUUUAGUCAUCCAGGUCAUGGUGAUACAGAACUGAAGAUGAUGAGAGAAUUUCCAUGACCUGGAAGACUGAAAAUCUCCCAGUCAUCUUCACCUUUGACUGGUAUGACAAUCCCAAUCAUAGGGCCCAUUUUUUUUAGCCCAUUUACAACCCAAACACCACGCUGGGAUAUAUAUAUAAAACCCCUCCAAUCUUUUAUGUCAUCAGAUCAGAUUAUGGGGCAGAGUAGAUGUCUGGCAAUUUUAUGCCCAAACAUAAUGACUUUGUCAAACUUAAUACUCGUGGGAAUUUGCCACAAUAGUAGAACAUUAUCACUAAAUGUGAUUCAACUAUAUAAUGAAAAACGUCAACCAGUUGAUCCAUUUUAAAUCGGCAUAUUCAGUGUCAUAUGAUUAAAGCAGGAACAAAGCAGUCUGUCCUCCGUUACAAACCUCUCCAGUUUGGUAUCAAAGCAGGUGAGAACGCCUCAGACGAGAUCGGGUGCCGUUCGGCCCAGUUCGGAGUCUCCGUGACUUUCCGUCAUCAGCAGUCUGAUCCCACGGAGGACCGGAGGGGGGAUCUCUGUGAAUGAUCAUCAGCGACCUACUUGAUCUACUAUGGUCCAUGUUUCCAAUGGCAACCGUAUGCCACGCUAUCAUUAUGGGAUGGAAAAACCUUGCACAUGAAAAGGGAGCUUCUGAUUUUGUCAUUUUCACCACUCAUGCAUUUUCUUUUACUUUUCAAAAAAUAUAUAUUAUGUAUGUGUACAUACGUGCAGAGAUGGAAGGAAAAAGGUACAUCUUUAACUCAAGUGAAAGCAAUAUUAUUGUGCAAAAUACUCCGUUGCAGUCCUUAUAUUUAUAUA
Messenger RNA from Plectropomus leopardus (leopard coralgrouper), 3222 nucleotides. RefSeq names its product brain abundant, membrane attached signal protein 1 (gene basp1). The record is from RefSeq and is a predicted model, not a curated record. Lineage: Eukaryota; Metazoa; Chordata; Actinopteri; Perciformes; Serranidae.